Messenger RNA from Pungitius pungitius (ninespine stickleback), 2234 nucleotides. It is a transcript of the gene cdkn2aip, whose product is annotated as CDKN2A interacting protein. The record is from RefSeq and is a predicted model, not a curated record. The coding region runs from base 323 to 1246 and encodes 307 amino acids. The transcript is spliced from 4 exons. Lineage: Eukaryota; Metazoa; Chordata; Actinopteri; Perciformes; Gasterosteidae. Gene Ontology annotation, cellular component: nucleolus; nucleoplasm.
GUAGUUACAAGUAAAAUGAUCACAACUGCCUAAUUUAGGCUGUUAUAGCACAUUGCUCUCACUAUAAAUAGGUUAGAGUAUGUGGUAAUCAUAACAGUGACUUUUAGUAAAGCUAUUGUAAUCACUCGGCAGCUGUUUAACUCAACUCAACGUUAGUUGCUAAAGUCAGUUUGACAGUGGCACUAUUAGCUUAAUUGGGCUAACGUUAGUACCAAUGACGUUAGCAACAAGCACCGACUGUAUGCGGUGUUUAAACGAUAACUGGUGUGCACACAGCUGUCGAGUCUCGACGUUGCCUUGUUGAGUUUGAUUCGACUGAGGCAUGGCGUGUGAGACGAGCGAAGAGGACGUUGUUUCGGAGUACCUGGACCAGAACCCGCAGCUCGCCCAAUGGGUCGACACGUUCAGGACCUACUGUGAGAGCAACAAGCAGUGGGCUGCUCGGAGGGAGUUCCUCCUCAGGAACAUGGAGGCUUUCCCCACGAUGGAGCCCGGAGUCCCCAGCAGCAGCCUGGACAAGCUGCUCUCCCUGUCCAUGGUCUGGGCCAACCACGUUUUCCUCGGCUGCAGCUAUCCACAAGCUGUGAUGGACAAGAUCACGGAGAUGGGUGAGGGGAUAGUCGUGAAGGACGCCCCGAUGCACAAAACCACAAAAGAUGGAAUCCUGUCCAGAGGAAAGCGGGGCGCGAUGGCGGACGGUGACGCCGACGGCGCUGUGAAAAGAUCCAGAUGUGGAGCCAACGAUCGGGGUCAGAAAUCCGGACCUCGGCCACAGGCUCCGGCGGAGCACCAGCCCUUCUUCAACCGCCUCUACAAGGCCGUGGCCUGGAAGCUGGUGUCGGCGGGGGGCUUCGGCCCCAACCUGGACCAUUAUGAAAUACUUCGCAGCUGCGUGGAGUCGUGUAAAGAGACCCUGACCAGCGUGUUCGUGCCGCUGAAGGACAUCGCCGGCCUCCCUGCCGCUCGCACGCAGAAGGAGGGCCACGUGUGCGAGAUCCGCUGUCGGACCGUGUACAUGGGGACGGGGUACGGGCGGGACGAGGCCGCCGCCAGGGCCAUGGCUUCCAAAGAGGCCCUGAAGGUCUUCCAGGGCCGAAAAGUGACAGUAAAGAUCUGCAGACGGAGGUACAAGGGGAAGGACGUGGAGGAUCUGAUGCUGCUGGACGAGCAGCCCCGGAAUCAGGGCUUCCCUCCGGCUCUCAGCUUCCCCUUCGAGGCCGAGCGGCGGGAAGACGGCUCCUCGUAGGCCCGGGAGCUGAGACACGUGACGCCUACUUGGUGGAGCUACUGAAGGACGUCGUGGCCGUGAGGGGGGAGCGGGCUGUCAAUCAAUUCCCACAGUGCUUCGGUUUCAUAAUGCCGCUGGCACGUUGUCAGGUAAAAUGUCUGGGACCUCGCUACUACGUCGGGUAAAUUUAUAACCGCGUUCACGGGCGGUGAGGGAGGUGCCGUCAUUCAGAGGUCAGACAGCCUGAAACCGGACGGAAAAGCGCAACCAGCAAAAGGCAAAACCGUUGGAGGUUAAAACAUAACGAAAUCCUUUUGGCCGCCACGUUCGAGUCGCGUGCGUUUCCUUUUUCCUGCCGUGACGACGUUGUUUCUGUUUAUCCGACGCUCGGCUAAAGGGAAGCAAACUGGUGGACGAACCGGGAACUUUUCUCAGUUUUGAUUCACUUCACCAGAUUAUUUUGUUUAUGUUGAACUUUUCAAUUGAUUUGAUAUUAAUUAUUUUAUUUUUUCACAAAUGUUCCAGUUAAGCCUUUGAACUGCUGGUUGUUUCUGUGUCUCAUUACUACUGAUCCAAAUAAUAAUUGUUAAAAAUUGGUUAUUUAGAAGCACCCACGUUAGACUUUAGUUGCUUUUCUUGCUCUUUGUACCGCAGCAUGUUCAAGAGGCUCCUCACAAAGUACUAACCGCUUUUAUUUGAGUUCUUUAUUUACCUUCACUGUUUAAAAGAAGAAAGACUCAGACCCAAUGUUGAGAAGUGAUUGUGUCACAUUUCAUAAAGUUGAUGACAGUGUGACAGUCGGCAUCGUUACGGUGUGUUUGAGGUUGAAGUGCUGCUGUGACGUGUGACUUCUUUUCUUUCCCUGUUCGGGUCAAAGGUCAACGGGGUUGUGAGUUUCCACACGGUUUGCGUACGUCACUGUACAUUUACACCAAUGUUCUGUUUCUAAAUAUAUUUUUAAAUGAACAAAAUAAUUGAACUGCGUGAAGUUUUAUUUGGUUUCUAC